Molecule: messenger RNA, 967 nt
Organism: Syzygium oleosum
Lineage: Eukaryota; Viridiplantae; Streptophyta; Magnoliopsida; Myrtales; Myrtaceae
Product: small heat shock protein, chloroplastic-like
Exons: 2
Coding region: 46-717 (223 amino acids)
Source: RefSeq, a predicted model, not a curated record
GCCUCGGCCGACGUGCGAAAGAGCUCCCCGAGCUAUCGUCGGAAAAUGGCGUCCUCGCUCGCUCUCCGGAGGGCCGCCGCCGCCGCCGCCGCCGCCUCGAGCGUCUUCCCCAGGCUGGCCUACCCGCUCCGCGCGGCCUCCGUCGCCCCUGGCGUGGCUCGGUCCUUCAACACCAGCUCUCAGAUGAGGCGCUACGACGACGACAACGACGUCGACGCGAGCGAUAGCGGCGACGACCUCUCCCGCCGCUCCGAUCGUUCCGUCUUCUGCCGCCACCAGCCUGGUCUGUUUUCAGAUGUAUUCGAUCCGUUCUCGACGACUCGGAGCCUGAGCCAGGUGCUGAACCUGAUGGACCAGUUCGUGGAGAACCCGUUCCUCGCCGCAUCGCGUGGCGUGGGAGCGGCCGGAUCGAGGAGGGGCUGGGACGUGAAGGAGGAUGAGGACGCCCUCUACCUCCGGAUGGACAUGCCCGGCCUCAGCAGGGAGGAUGUGAAGGUCUCCGUGGAGCAGAACACCCUGACAAUCAAGGGCGAGGGCGAGAAGGAGUCCGUGGAGGAGGAGAGCGGGAGGCGGUACUCGAGCAGGCUGGAUCUGCCGCCGAACCUGUACAAGCUCGGGGAGAUCAAGGCGGAGAUGAAGAACGGUGUGUUGAAGGUGGCAGUCCCCAAGGUGAAGGAAGAAGAGAGGAAGGAUGUUUUCCAGGUCAAGAUUGAGUGAAAUGCUGAGAAAUUCAAACACAGGGGAUUCCUCUUGGGGGUGAAGGUGCCAUUUUUCCUUUUUUUCUCUAGCAGUGAAGUUGUGUCUGGUGUUUCGAGUGAAGACUCUUUAGAAAAUAAUAGAUAAGAGAAGCAAGAUGAUGCGUGUUCUUCCGCUUGCUUGGGUUCUUGAUGAGUUUGGAGUCCUGUCUUUUUGUAAAGCCUUGACAGAUGAUAUGUUUCUUCAAUGAAAAUCGGAGGAAUUUGACUAA